AGGCGCGCUUGUGUUGAAAAUACAAGAGAAAUACAAGAGAAAUCCGACAAGCCCGUAACAACUUCAUCCCUCGACUGGACAACCACGAAACUUCUUUGAGCCGACCAAAGACAACUCUGCGAUACUUCAUCUACGAAGCCUAAGACGAUAUUAUCGUGUUCUUCGCGAUACAACCGGCGGUUUAAUAAAUAAAAAAGACGGGUGAAUAAUCAUAACAAAUCACUCUCUUUUCUCAUAUACCUGUUUACUCAGAGUCUGUUCAGCUUAAAGUUGGUGACUUUUUUUGAGCACAAUUUAUUAACCACCACCACCACCACUACAAAAUCACGACAUCAAGAAGAAGACUCCUUCAAGGCCAAGUUGAACAACGUGGUUUUCAUCACAGAAAUCCAUUGAGGCCAAAUUCAACUUCAUUGUAAGUUAUUCAAACUGGGCCGAAACCCUACCGAUUCUUGUUGAGCUUGAUAGCUUCAACAUAAUUCCAAGCCUCUCCUCGAGUAUUUGCAUCAACCUUUUCCCGCUUUAGACUAAUUUAUUACGCACGGCAGACUGAGAGGUGAAGUGAAUCAAGCCCUAGCGUAAAUACGUCUACGAUCUUAAUCUACUGUCUUCUGACAUCCACCUGCUGCGGAUUACAUCACAACACCCCCCGGUCAAAUUCUCCUGAAGGAGGACAAAGCGAUGGCAGAACAAGACGUCGAUCUCGACUCUAUCAUUGAUAGACUGCUAGAAGUUAGAGGCAGCAGACCAGGCAAACAAGUACAGCUUUUGGAACAAGAGAUUCGUUAUCUCUGCACCAAGGCUCGCGAAAUUUUCAUCUCUCAACCCAUCCUCUUAGAGCUUGAGGCACCAAUCAAGGUACGAUAUUGAGCAUUUGAUUUUCUAGAUGCGCCAGGCUGGCAAAGCAAAUACUGACUAGAUGGCGUGUAUCUAGAUUUGUGGUGAUAUUCAUGGCCAAUAUUAUGAUCUCCUCCGUUUGUUUGAAUAUGGUGGAUUUCCUCCCGAGGCAAACUACCUCUUCCUUGGUGAUUAUGUCGAUAGAGGCAAACAAUCUCUCGAGACUAUCUGUUUGCUCUUAGCAUACAAGAUCAAAUACCCAGAAAACUUCUUUAUCCUUCGCGGUAACCACGAGUGUGCCUCCAUCAACAGAAUCUAUGGCUUUUACGACGAGUGCAAGAGAAGAUAUAAUAUUAAGCUAUGGAAAACAUUCACUGAUUGCUUCAACUGCCUCCCCAUUGCAGCGAUCAUCGAUGAAAAGAUCUUCACUAUGCACGGCGGUUUAAGUCCAGAUUUGAACUCCAUGGAGCAAAUCCGUCGUGUCAUGCGACCAACUGAUGUAAGUCCACCAGGAAAAGCUUUUCAUUUGCCAGCUCUCAGUGUGCCAUGGGAGGAAGGCCAGAGCUCUUACUGAUAUGAAAUUAGAUUCCUGAUUGCGGUCUCCUUUGCGAUCUCCUCUGGUCCGACCCGGAUAAGGAUAUCACAGGCUGGAGCGAAAACGAUCGUGGUGUAUCCUUCACAUUCGGUCCCGAUGUCGUUUCUAGGUUCUUACAAAAGCAUGAUAUGGAUUUGAUAUGCAGAGCUCAUCAGGUCGUCGAAGAUGGUUAUGAGUUCUUCUCAAAGCGGCAAUUGGUUACACUAUUCAGUGCACCCAAUUACUGCGGAGAGUUUGACAAUGCCGGAGCGAUGAUGAGCGUGGAUGAGAGUUUGCUAUGUUCAUUCCAGGUAGGUUCAAUUACAAUUUCCUCAUCAUAUGAGUGUCUUACUAAUGUUCCUCUUCCAGAUUUUAAAACCAGCGGAGAAAAAACAAAAGUACGUCACAGCAGGUGGUCUUGGUGCCUCCAGCAGGCCCGUCACUCCGAGGAAGAAAUAAAAAAUGAUCAAUUACGAACUUCCUUUUGUGUAGCAGGUUCGGACGCAGAUAAGCUUAAUUCGCGAUUUUCCACGCAAACGAAUAUUGCCCUCGACCAAAAAUGCGCCCUUUCACCGAUCGCUUCUCUUUGGGAUCCGUCAUCUCACCAGACUUUUGCCAGUAUCCUCCAGACUUCGAUCUCGACCAAACAUACCUAUUUUGUGCGACACCUUCCGCACCCUACCUUUCGUUUCCUUACUUACCUCAUUGCCAAACGCGACUCAAAUAUGUACACAGCAACUUUCUCAUUACGCUUUUCGAUCACUAACACUAAGGAUUCCACUCGAUACGUACGCUUUUCCCACGACUUUUCGGCCGAACACGAACUCUUGCUUUAGAUUGACAUGCCAGCAUUUCACGACAUGACGAUAGAUACAUGGGACGUUUUUCGGGCGAGUUUUCGGUUUUCGGGUAUUGGCAUUCGGAUUUUGGUAUCUGGUUUUAAUAGAAAGGCAGAAGGAGAAAUUUUCAGGAGGAGGUUCAUAAUAGCCAACUCUUAAUAUUUGUGUUCAUACAUUGGAGAAAGGGGCAUUGAAUGUGCCAGGCAGGCAGAUAAAGAAGGGAAUGGGAAGGAGGGGUGUCCAUGGGUUGAGCGCAGAAAGCAGAAAAAUAACUCAACGAUGCGAAUUGUACCUUUGUUCUAUGUAACUGACCUCUUUCUUCUACUACACUUCAUUGGCUCU
Sclerotinia trifoliorum is the source of this 2592-nucleotide messenger RNA. Lineage: Eukaryota; Fungi; Ascomycota; Leotiomycetes; Helotiales; Sclerotiniaceae. The record is from the annotation of a GenBank genome assembly.